CUCAACAAACAAACUGUUUUAGAGGGUUGGGCCGUACGCCGUUUACAGAGUUACUCACGAAACAGAGAGAUACGGAUUUCGAUUUCAUCCAUGCCGAUGACGACGGAGAGCCCUCUUCAUCGGAAAAGGGAUGCUCUCAUGUUUCAGUUAUGGAGAUGUUUUGAUCUAUAUGGAUUUCAGGAUAUACGAAUCAGCAGGAUCUGUAAAUGAUGAGAAACUCAAAUAUUCUCUUGCGUAGUCUUUUAAAUUGUCUUGGGAAGAUUUUGUUUAUGAGAGUAUUAUAAGUCACUGCAUUUUGGUAAGCAGCAUGGAGUUUGCUUCCUAGACGAAGUGACUUAUAAUAAUCUCAUGAAUGGAUUUUGCUACUCUUUAAAGAGAGAGUAGAGAAUGGUGGUCAAUGCGUAAAAAAGAGCAGUGAAGUGGAUUCUUGGCUUUUAGUAUACACUAUCAUCUUUUGCCUUUUAAUGUGGAAUGCUUUUGUGUUACCUCAUGGUGGUACUUAUGGUUGUACACUGUCUUUUCUUGGGUAAGGGAUUAGUGAAGGGGGUAACAAACUAAAUAAAUCCCACGCAUCUUCCACCUUACCAAGCCUUGUAACCUCGCAAGGCUAGUAAAAUGGAAGAUGCUUGGGAUUUAUUUUGUAGUCACUCCUUUCUACAUAGUGUUGCCUAAAUGUUACAAUAUACACCAGGUCUCCGUAGGAACAUAUUCUUUAGAACAAUGAUUCGUUAUCGGUGUCUAUGUCAACAACUUGAUUUAUUUUUUUCUGAAGAACUUGUAACUGUUUUCACAUGCUAUAAGCGAGUCUUCUUUACUCCAACUUCAUGUGGAACAACCUUGUUAAAGGCUAAGUGAUCAACCAAAGUAUAUAUUCCCUAAUGUAUUUGAUGAUAACUCGUGGAAACAAGAGAAACUUUAUGAUAACUCAAACAAACCAAAGCCUGUAAUCUCUCUUUAAACCUCUCUUGUUCUAUCAAGCUCUAUCUUACUCUACAGUUUGGACUAGGCCUAGAGAAGACCACUUCUCUAUAGUCUAUACCUGCUAUAUGUUUCCUGCUUUUGCUCUCUGUAACUAUAAAAAGGUUUUUGGAAAAUGAUGAAACUUGGUUGACUUGUUAUAAUUCUCUACUUCUUGUAAACAAGGUUGGUUUCCAAAUUGUGAUAACUCUCAUUUGCUGAUAGGUAUUUCAUUACGGUUCUGUUUAAUUAAUGACUUCAACUACUUUUUUGUCAGCCUUUUUUUCAAAACUUAUUAACAAAAUUUUGGUAAUAGUUAUGUUUCUUCUGAAUCUCGAGGCAGAUAGAUUUUCAGAUGAAACAGGGUAUUGGUCCAUACCCUUAUGGAAGAAGCAGCAGACAUGCAUGCAAUCACAAACUUCCAUUUCUUAAGUUUCUUUCUCUCAACUCUCUCUACCAUGCAUGUGUAUUAUACCCUUGUAUAAAAAACGUCUCCAUCUAACUAGAACAGAGAAGUAGCCCUCCACAUCUUUUGGCCAGUGCAUGAGAAUGGAACACAUCUACCAAUUCCAACACUGGCUCUUCUUCAUAGUUCUUGGAAUGUUUCUGUCUCUUGCUCUGUCUGUGAAGGCCAAUGAAUUGGAAGGUUCCAGUGAUGAAAGAGGCAUUGCUCUCAGUACAAGAACCUUCAUUUCCAUUUCCAAAAAUCGCACCGCCCUUUCUAGGAAGCUUUUGCUCUCUCCUGACAUUGGCGAUGGGACCAACAGGAUCGGACAAGAUUGCUCAAAAGAUGAUAUUGUUCUCUUUCAAGGCACAACAAACCCACUUCCAAGUGGAGUUCCUGCAUAUACAGUUGAGAUCUUCAACGCCUGUGUCUCGGAAUGCAAUAUCGCGGAGAUCCACGUCAGUUGUGGCUGGUUCAGCUCAGUUAGACUGGUUAACCCUAGAGUUUUCAGGCGACUCUGCUAUGAUGAUUGUCUGGUGAACGACGGUCAACCUCUUGGUCCUGGACAGACACUCUCAUUUCAGUAUGCUAACAGCUUCUCUUACCCCCUCUCUGUUUCUUCAGUCUCUUGCUUCUAAUUCUAGAUAAAUACCAAGUUUGGUAGUUUCUACUAGUUUGUAUGCAAGAAAGACUCAGCUAAUGAGAUAUUUUUUUUCGAACUGUGCUUCAAUUUCAUCAUACCAAGAAUCUUGGAUUGGGUUUGUGUGUU
Camelina sativa (false flax) is the source of this 2171-nucleotide messenger RNA. RefSeq names its product TPD1 protein homolog 1. Gene Ontology annotation, biological process: cell fate determination. Lineage: Eukaryota; Viridiplantae; Streptophyta; Magnoliopsida; Brassicales; Brassicaceae. The record is from RefSeq and is a predicted model, not a curated record.